This is a messenger RNA of Sorghum bicolor (sorghum), 1919 nucleotides long. RefSeq names its product pentatricopeptide repeat-containing protein At2g15690. Gene Ontology annotation, biological process: RNA modification. Bases 77 to 1594 code for a protein of 505 amino acids. Gene Ontology annotation, molecular function: protein binding; zinc ion binding; RNA binding. The transcript has a single exon. Lineage: Eukaryota; Viridiplantae; Streptophyta; Magnoliopsida; Poales; Poaceae. The record is from RefSeq and is a predicted model, not a curated record.
ACUAGCACGACGCUCUGUCUCUCCCGCCCCGGCGUUCCCAACCGCCAGCACAAGCCCUCGCCAAUCGGCAAUCGCCAUGGCCGGCAGCCACCUGCGCUCGCUCCGCUUCCUCGCCUUCUCCUCCGCCAGGUCCCGUUCCCUCCUCCACCUACUCGCCCGCCCCCUCACCUCUUCCCAAUCUUCUCACGCCUACCACCAUUCCCCCUACCCUGCCGCCGCCCCCAACCAUGUCCACCAGGCGCAGCAGCAGCAGUGGUCUCCCCCACGGAACCCUUGUCCCGACGCCCUCCCUCCACAAUGGUCCUCGCAGGGACAUCCCUCUCCGCGGCCGCCGAGAAACUACCAGCAGCAGGGGCCGCCUCCGCCGCGCCAAACCUACAGGUCUGCACCCACGCAGCAGCCGGUGCCACCGCCACGCCACGGCUACGAGCCUCCUUCCUCGCAGCAGCACGCGACCCCACCGCCGCCGCCGCCGCCGCCUGAACCUGUUGCGGGGCCUGGUGAGCUGAUUGGACUGUGCCGGGAGGGACGGGUCAAGGACGCAGUUGAGCUUCUCGCCAAGGGGGCGCGUGCGGACCCGCCCGCCUUCUACGAGCUCGCCGCCGCCUGCUCCAACCCGAAGCUGAUCGAGGAGCUCAGGAAGGUGCACGACUUCUUCCUCCGUUCGCCCUUCCGUGGGGAUCUCCGGGUCAACAACAAGCUGCUCGAGAUGUACACCAAGUGUGGUGCCAUGCCCCACGCGCGCAGGACGUUCGACAAUAUGCCUGACCGCGACAUGGACUCGUGGCACAUCAUGAUGGAUGGGUACUCAAUGAACGGUCUCGGGGAUGAGGCACUGCGGAUGUUCGAGCUGAUGAAGGAAUGCUUAGCACCGACCAGCCAUACCUAUGUGCUUGUGCUCAAUGCUUGUGCCAACUCGGAGGCUAUUGAGGAGGCAUUCCUUUACUUCGAUGCCAUGUCCAGAGACCAUGGCAUUGAGCCUGGUGUGGAGCACUAUGUUGGGAUCAUUGAGGUGUUGGGGAAGUCGGGGCAUCUCAACGAGGCUCUGGAGUACAUCGAGAAGCUGCCUUUCGAGCCCAAUGCUAUGGUAUGGGAGUCAGUUUUGAACCUGGCACGUAUGAAUGGUGACAUUGAUCUUGAGGACCGGGCAGAGGAGCUAUUGGUGUCGCUUGAUCCAUCCAAGGCAAAUCCUAAGAAGCUCUCAACCCUACCUCCAAAGAGGCGUAUGGGGAUUAACAUGCUCGAUGGGAGGAACAGGCUGGUGGAGUACCGAUUGCCACCCAAGAUUGAAAGGAAGGUGGUGAAUGAGCAGAGGUAUGUCCCAGAUACAAGGUAUGUGCUCCAUGACAUUGAUCAGGAGGCAAAGGAGCAGGCAUUGCUGUACCAUAGUGAGAGGCUGGCAAUUGCGUAUGGUCUGAUUAGCACCCCAGCAAGGACUCCACUUCGCAUCAUUAAGAACCUCAGGAUAUGCGGGGACUGCCACAAUGCCAUCAAGAUUAUGUCGAGGAUCGUAGGGAGAGAGCUCAUUGUUAGGGACAAUAAGAGGUUCCACCAUUUCAAGGAUGGGAAGUGCUCUUGUGGGGAUUAUUGGUGAACAUGGAUCCUACAAUCCGAAUGUGGUAGAUACUGAAGUUUACCGGUAUCCUAUUUGAAUAUAUGCUUACAUCAUGUCCUUGUUCCUAGUGUGGCUGCAACAUUACACCUUGUGAUUUGCAUGUGAACCUGUUGGUCAUUGCCACCCACAUAGUACUUGCGAAUUGAGAUUAAUAGAGUUGGACAAAAAAAAGUGUAAUAGAGAAUUAAUGGUGACUGAUGGUCAACAUUGCGUUCUGCUUAUAAUUCUUUAAAGUUACUGUUUUUGUGACAAGCGAUAACUAUGAUAAUAUGCAGAUAACCUCAAGGUUGGCUUUGUGAGUUCA